This is a messenger RNA of Microthlaspi erraticum, 255 nucleotides long. NCBI's taxonomy places the organism in Eukaryota, Viridiplantae, Streptophyta, Magnoliopsida, Brassicales, Brassicaceae. The record is from the annotation of a GenBank genome assembly.
AUGGAGCUUUUCCGAGAGAUGCAUCUAAGAGGAAUAGUUGCUGAUACAGUUACUUACAGCACUUUGAUUCAUGGGUUUUAUCAAGUUGGUGAUCUUCAUGGCGCCUUAGAGAAACUCCAGGAGAUGAAGUCUAGUGGUGUGGCUCCUGAUACCUUAACUCUCCGCAGCAUUCUUGCCGGUUUAUGCAGUACGGAGGAACUGCCAAAGGCAGAGGCAAUGUUGGUGGAUCUGCAGAAGAGCGUGGAUGGUGAAUGA